Messenger RNA from Aspergillus glaucus CBS 516.65, 540 nucleotides. RefSeq lists its product as uncharacterized. The transcript has a single exon. NCBI's taxonomy places the organism in Eukaryota, Fungi, Ascomycota, Eurotiomycetes, Eurotiales, Aspergillaceae. Bases 1 to 540 code for a protein of 179 amino acids. The record is from RefSeq and is a predicted model, not a curated record.
AUGUCGCAGGUAGAUCGAACAGGGAAUAUCCUCUUAACCCAUCCCGGCCAGGAUGAUUCACUAUCAGCAAUAGCCCUCAUAUUCCCGCUGAGUGGCGAUACAUCCAAAAACGACUCCAUGCCAACUAUCCGCGUGUUUGAAGAUCUGUUGAGCAGUCAGAUAGCUUGUGAUAUCACCCUUGUGCUUUGGGUGGCUCAGGACUACGUUGGGAAAGAAGACGAUCUAUUGCCGAGGAUAACUCGAUCAGGAAUUCAGGACCUACUUUCAUUUUCUGCGAUGCUACAAUUUUCCGAGAUUGAUAAGGAAAGCGAUACAGACAAUAUCCGGCUCCACGGGAGUCCUGUGCUAGUUAGUAAAGCACAGGAGAACUUGAGUGCGGAUCCGGGAAGCAUGAGAGGAGCAAAUGUUUGCGUGGUGGAGGAUAGGGCGGCACGGAUACCAUUUUUACAGCUUCAAUGUAUCAAGACAAUCGAGUUGGGCGUCUCUCUGGUGAAGGCUUACAGUGACUAUAUCGUGGAUUUGUUUGAUAAUUUUGACUGA